Messenger RNA from Halteromyces radiatus, 465 nucleotides. RefSeq lists its product as uncharacterized. Lineage: Eukaryota; Fungi; Mucoromycota; Mucoromycetes; Mucorales; Cunninghamellaceae. Gene Ontology annotation, cellular component: SMN-Sm protein complex. The transcript has a single exon. The record is from RefSeq and is a predicted model, not a curated record. The coding region runs from base 35 to 289 and encodes 84 amino acids. Gene Ontology annotation, biological process: spliceosomal snRNP assembly.
CUUUUUUUAUAUUUGAAAUGGAUAAAUCAACAACAUGAAUAUAACAAACGAGAUAAAGGAAGAAGAUUUGAAAAGUAGGUAUUUAUCAUUUUGGCUAUCUAUGAAUACACAACAACCUCAAAUCACUGUACAUUUACCUCAAGGUACUAUUGUUCAAGGUACUUUCAAGGCAACUGAUGCGGAAAAUAAUAGGUUUAGGAUAGAUAAACUUGAAACUCCAAUGGGUGUAUAUGAACAUAGUGUUUUACGUGGAUCGGAUAUUGAUGUUUUGGAAUUCAACUUGGAGUAGAUUUUAUAUAGUUUUAGUAUUAUAAUAUAAUGUUUUGUAUACCUUUUGUUUUUUUUUCUAUGUGUAUCUAUAAUAAAAACUUGAUUUUUAGAUUGGGUAAUCAUUUUAUCGGGUGGCUGGUGUUAGAUGUCAAAAUUUUUUUUUUUGAUAGAAAUGAUGACUCACGUGUCUCCGUC